AUGGUGGCAUACUACACCUCUAAAAAUACCAACUUUCCAGAAAUCCUGCCCUUGGAUAUGCAACUGUAUCAUAGCCAAGCUCGCAAUAUCUUCAUUGCUGCCAGAAUUCAUAACUUUCAGCAGACGCCGCUCUGGCAUUCAUCCACAAGAGGCUCAGUUGACGCAUUGGUGAUUGCGUAUACCACCGCAUCCCACUGCAACAAUAUAUGGGUUGAUCCCAGUACGGCUCGUCCCUUGAAUUCCUACUGGCGGACCGGUACGGCUCUGGCGAUCCCUCAUAUUCCUACUGGCGGACCGGUACGGCUCUGGCGAUCCCUCAUAUUCCUACUGGCGGACCGGUACGGCUCUGGCGAUCCCUCAUAUUCCUACUGGCGGAUAGGCACCGGUAAGGCGCCCGUCCGCGUUACGUGGGAAUUGAGGGAUAGGGGUCACGUGUCACAGGGCCAGGUCGUCGCCAGCUGGCUCCGGCGUCGGCCCGUGACACAGGAUCCUAUUUACCUUAGCAACAGUCCAUGGCCUCAAAGCUCACCUUCUUGA
Aspergillus nidulans FGSC A4 is the source of this 537-nucleotide messenger RNA. RefSeq lists its product as uncharacterized. Bases 1 to 537 code for a protein of 178 amino acids. The record is from RefSeq and is a predicted model, not a curated record. The transcript has 3 exons. NCBI's taxonomy places the organism in Eukaryota, Fungi, Ascomycota, Eurotiomycetes, Eurotiales, Aspergillaceae.